Molecule: messenger RNA, 1828 nt
Organism: Diospyros lotus (date-plum)
Lineage: Eukaryota; Viridiplantae; Streptophyta; Magnoliopsida; Ericales; Ebenaceae
Product: transcription factor bHLH130-like
Exons: 6
Coding region: 325-1605 (426 amino acids)
Biological process (GO): regulation of transcription by RNA polymerase II
Cellular component (GO): nucleus
Molecular function (GO): RNA polymerase II cis-regulatory region sequence-specific DNA binding; protein dimerization activity; DNA-binding transcription factor activity, RNA polymerase II-specific
Source: RefSeq, a predicted model, not a curated record
CGCACCCGAUACAGAUAGAUAGCCUUUUCAUUUCGUGCCCAUUUCUGGGAUUCACACAUAAAUGGAACAUAACCUCUCUCUCCCUCUCCCUCCCUCCCUAAGCUCUUUGAUUUCAGUGCUUUAAAGUGAGGCUUUGAUUUGGCUUCAGAGCACUGAAAAUCAUCAUUGAAUUUGUUCUGACCGAUCAAAUCGCAGUGUUGGAGAACUCUGCGUUUCGUGCUGGAUUCGCUUAUUCCAGUGCUGCUUAGCUGAAGAUUUGCUUUGAUUGAAGCUGAUUUUCGAGUUUCUAAGUUCGAGUACGAGUUGAUUUUCGAAUUUUGAGCUAUGUAUGGGGUCGGGGGCUCACAGACGAUACCGAGAGAGACGAAUCUCUUGUUCUCGUCUGCUUUCAAGCAUCCAGAUGGGCAGUUUGUGAAGAGCAAAGAGUUUGCGAGCUCAGAUCUGUACUCGAAUCAGCAGAAUCAGCCGAGCUCUGUCCUAAUGCGGUACCGCUCGGCGCCGAGCUCCUUCUUCACCAGCCUCGUCGACGGCGGCGCUGUUGGAUGCGAGGAAUUUCUGAAUCCUCAUCAGUCUUCGAGUCCUGAAUCGGAAGCUAUUUUCGCGAGGUUCGUGUCUUCUAACGGCGAUUCGGAGCCGCAAGAUCUGCAGUUUGCCACAAAGAAUGAGACCCCGGAAGCGAAUCAAUAUAACAUGUACCAGAAUUCGCUGAAUCAUAACGAUUUGUCAAAUCCUUCAAAUUUAGGGGGCAGUCAUGCUAAUAUUGACGGCUUGUAUAAGGUUACAAAUGGUGCGGCUAUGCGGAGUCCGGUGCAGGGGAAUGCGAACGGUGGCAAUUGCUCGAAUCUUGUCAGGCAAAGCAGCUCCCCGCCGGGGCUUUUCUCUAAUUUGGCCACCGAAAAUGGAUUUUCUGUUAUGAGAGACGGGGGGAAUUUUAAAGUUGGUAAUGGAGCCAAUGGAAGAGCCAAUCAGACUAGUAGAUUGAAUGAUCAUAUAAAUUUCUCAUCUGGGCCAUCUUCUUCCUCAAGAUUCAUGCCUCAGAUCAUUGAGAACAGAAAUGAAAGCAGUAGUCCGGAAAACGGGCGCUUUGGUAAUGAUAAUAGCAGCAAUGGUUUUUAUGGACCCAGCUUUCAAAAUGAUUCUUGGAAUAAUUCUGGGUUCACUGGCAUAAAGAGAAACAGAGACGAUGAAGAGAAGUUCUCUGGUUUCACUUUAACGCAAAGUCAGAAUGAGGACUCCAGAAAUUACACUACUGGUUUGACUCACCAUUUGAGCUUGCCAAAAACUUCUGCUGAGUUGGCUGCCAUAGAAAAGUACUUGCAGUUUCAACAAGACGCUGUCCCUUGCAAAACCAGGGCCAAAAGGGGGUGCGCAACGCACCCUCGGAGCAUAGCAGAGAGGAUGAGAAGAACACGAAUCAGUCAAAGAAUGAAAAAAUUGCAAGAGUUGUUCCCAAACAUGGACAAGCAAACCAACACGGCUGAUAUGUUAGAUUUGGCGGUCGAGUACAUUAAAGACCUUCAGAAACAAGUUACAACUCUCGCGGAUACUCGGGCGAAGUGCAAGUGUUCGAGUACGCAGAAACAAAUUUCAAGUCCCACUGUAUGACUUGCUUGUGUACAGAAGAUGCUAGGAAAGAGAAGAUGGAAAGGGGAAAAGAUAGCGAGCUAACUUACCUUUUUCGAUUCACCCUUAAAUAGUAUGUGGGCCUGAAGCUGAAAGCAUUUGUAAUAGUCAUCACACAACCCAGAUCAAGUAGAAGAUUAACCAUCCUUUGGAUAUUCCUUCUUGUAUAGCAAUAAUGACUAUCACAUGCUCCAAUUGUACCUUA